Enhydra lutris kenyoni (northern sea otter) is the source of this 1164-nucleotide messenger RNA. It is a transcript of the gene NICOL1, whose product is annotated as chromosome unknown C4orf48 homolog. The transcript has 4 exons. NCBI's taxonomy places the organism in Eukaryota, Metazoa, Chordata, Mammalia, Carnivora, Mustelidae. The coding region runs from base 400 to 1116 and encodes 238 amino acids. The record is from RefSeq and is a predicted model, not a curated record.
AAGGCAGCGUCCAGCCGGGGCCACAGCCGACGCGAAGCCCCGCGCAGGGGGGCGGGACGUCGGGGCGCCGCGCUGCCCAGCACGAAGCGGACUGCUGGGGUCUCCCGCACGCACGUGGCCGGGACGUGGGCCUGGGGCGCCUCCCCCCGGAGCUGGCGGGCUUUGCAGGGACCCAGGAGACGCCAAGUGGAGCGCGUCCUUUCCAGAGGGGCCGGUAGGGAACCUGAAACCCGCGCGCCUUGGGCGCCUCGGGGGAGCACGCGAGGCUCUUCGCUUCCAACAGCCCUGCGCCUUCACGAGGAAGAAAAGUGCACAGGGAAGUCAAGCGACCCCUCCGAAGUCACACAGCCCGGGAAGGUGGUAGGACCUCGAGGCUGGGAGAGGUGGGGCCAAAGGGGAAUGACAAAUAGUUGUCCACGCUCCAAGAGGUGUAGAGGAAGGACCCGGCCGGACGGACGGCUUUUCCCCUAUCCUGAGGGUCAGGGGCGAGGCCGUGCGGGAGUGAGGACCAGAGAGGGUGGAUUUUCCACCGCCCCACAGUCUGGCUCGCUCCUGGCCCUGAUCUCCUCCGAGCAAUGCGAUCCGACACCAUCGGGUCCUAGCGGCCGGCGGGGAGCCUCCCCGGCCGCUGGCGAGCAUAGAGCCCCUCCCUCAGGAUCGGCCCCAGGGUCACCCCGAGACUGGGCACCGCUGGACGCCAGCAGCAGAUUUCCCGCUUCCUCAGCUUUGCUCCCGCCCGCAGUGGCUCUGGAGGUUCUGCCCAGCCGCCGCCUCCUCCCGGCAGCCCUCCGGACUCCAACGUCGGGCGGCCCCGGCUCCCUGCGCUCGGCCAUGGCCCCCCCGCCGCUGUGCAGGCUCCCGAGGUCGCUGCCGCCGUGGCUGCUGCUGCUGCUGAGCGUGGCGCUGUUGGGUUUCCAGGCCCGCGCCGAGCCCGCCACCGGGAGCGCGGUCCCCGCGCAGAGCCGUCCGUGCGUGGACUGUCACGCGUUCGAGUUUAUGCAGCGCGCCCUGCAGGACCUUCGGAAGACGGCCUACAGCCUGGACUCGAGGACCGAGGCCCUCCUGCUGCAGGCCGAGCGCCGGGCCCUCUGUGCCUGCUGGCCUGCCGGCCGCUGAGGCCCCUCACACGCCACUAUUCCCCCAUCAAUAAACACGGGCCCCACA